This is a messenger RNA of Bactrocera latifrons, 1843 nucleotides long. Its product is annotated as dehydrogenase/reductase SDR family member on chromosome X. Lineage: Eukaryota; Metazoa; Arthropoda; Insecta; Diptera; Tephritidae. The coding region runs from base 763 to 1824 and encodes 353 amino acids. The transcript has 6 exons. The record is from RefSeq and is a predicted model, not a curated record.
AAUUUGAUUGAAAAUGGAGAAGAGAAAAUUGAGCUCAAUUUUAGUGCUAAUGAAGAAUUGUUGUAUUAAUAAAUUUACACAAAUGAAAUAGUGAAGUAAAGCGCACGUUUUUAACGAAACUAAAGUGAAUGUGCCAGCAAAAAGUAAAUUUCCUUUCUACAAUUUGCUGUGGAAGGCUCUCAUUUGGGCUAAUCUCCUAUGCUGCUUCAGUUUCACUGCUUUUGACAUCGACAAGCUAACAGAGAGUUGCGCUCAAUAUUAUAUUAUUGUUGGGGAGAUAGCUCCACACCACAUGCUCGCUUGUAUUUGAACUUCAAAUUUUCAAGUGAUAGCUAUGUGGUUUUUGAAGACGUGCCGGCAGUGCUUGGCGCUUAGUCACAUUUAGUUUUGCUCCGCGAGCGGUUCUGACGGGAAUGCGCUGAUUAAAGUGUUGCUACUAUAUUAAAUAUAUGUAGGUAUAUAACAGGUGCAAUUGGAACGGUACGAGCACUGCGCCAAACGUGAUAAGUGAUUUAGCGUUGGAGGGAAAUUAAUUGACACAACAAUUAAAUGAACUGUUAUGACUUGACAUAAACGUGGUCGUUAUGAGCAAUUAUCAUUGAACAAUAAAUUAAAAAUACUUACAAGAAACGUUGAAAGCGUGCGGCGAGAGCUACAAAGCGCUUAACAUAAAUUCAGCAACAAUCAACAUCAAAUACUAAAAUAUCUUUUUAAUAUCUGAGCUCUUUCUGCCUUGAAUCGAACUGAGCAGUAUCAUCCAAAAUGCUGACCUGCUUUAUUAUUAUUUUCGUGAUAUUAUUCUGUGGCUUUUAUUUUGCCAAAACCUCCAAGGAGAUGCCAAAGAACUGGUAUGAGCUGAAAACGGAGCUGCGCUACCAAUACAUUGGCCUCGUGGGCCUGAUACACGAUUUCACAUAUCGUUCACGCGAUCGCGUCGCGCUUUAUAAGCAACCUGGACGUGUAGCUGUAAUUACGGGUGGCAACCGUGGCAUUGGACUUCGCAUUGUGGAGAAACUUCUCGCCUGUGAUAUAACGGUUAUAAUGGGUGUGCGUGAGCCGGCCAGCGCCGAAGCUGCGGUCACUUCCGUUGUCGACCUCACCUCAAGCGGCGGCAAACUGAUAUGUGAACCACUUGACAUCGGUGAUCUCACAUCCGUUAAGAAAUUCGCUGAAAAGGUAAAGGCGCGCUUCAACAAAGUGGACUUGCUAAUCAACAAUGCUGGCAUCAUGUUUGCGCCCUUCAAGCUGACCGCCGAUGGCUUCGAAUCUCACAUCGCCACCAACUACUUGGGUCACUUCUUGCUUACACAUUUACUGUUGCCCGAGUUAAAGGCAGCCGGCGAAGCAGGCAAAAACGCGCGCAUUGUAAACAUUUCCUCCUGCGUGAAUUUGAUUGGACGCAUCAACUAUAACGACAUCAAUGGACUCAAAAAUUAUUACCCCGGCACUGCGUACAGUCAAUCGAAAUUGGCACAAAUCCUCGCUACACGUCACCUGCAAACGAGAUUGAACGCGCAGUCGGCGCAUGUACAGGUGAAUGCGGUGCAUCCGGGCAUUGUCGACACCGAUCUGUUCGAGCACAGCGCCACCACUUAUGUGCCGUUCGUAAAGAAGCUGUUAUUCAAAAAUCCCGAGCAGGGUUCACGCACCGUCGUUUUAGCCGCCAUCGACCCUAAGUUGGAAGGCAAGGGUGGCACCUACUUGAGCAAUGGUGGACUUGGCCAAAUGCAUAGCGAUGCCAAGGAUCCAGCUAAAUGUGAGAAAUUGUUCAAAUUCUCGUGCGAACUGUUGAAAAUCGAAGAUUUCGGCAAUGGAAAAAUUUGAUGCAAAACAGCUGAGCAAC